This is a messenger RNA of Tripterygium wilfordii, 704 nucleotides long. RefSeq names its product ribonuclease Y-like. The transcript has 3 exons. NCBI's taxonomy places the organism in Eukaryota, Viridiplantae, Streptophyta, Magnoliopsida, Celastrales, Celastraceae. The coding region runs from base 70 to 474 and encodes 134 amino acids. The record is from RefSeq and is a predicted model, not a curated record.
UGGAGCCUUGUAUUGACGACUGUGGUGGUCUGUUGUUUGGUCUUUUUAUUCUGUUUGUAAGCAGAAGAAAUGCAAGAGAAUUCCAGAAAAUGCAAGAGGAUUCCAGAUUUUGCAAGCAGAAGAAAUUGUGGAGUGAGAAAGCGCAGAAGACAUACGAACAGGGAAUUAAAGAGGAAAAUAAAGGCUAUGAUUGAGCGACUGAGGGCGGAGAUGGUGGAGAUUGGGGAGGAACAACAAUGCAUAAAAGAGGGGCAAAGACAAGUGAGCGAAAAGUACGAGAAGAUUGAGGCAGAACGAGAGCAACUCAAGAGAGAAACAGAGAUCAUUGCCAAGCAGAGUGCAAGCAUUCAAUUGCGCUUAAAUUUGAUGUUCAGAAUCGUGAAAGCAAGAGGUCAAAACGAUUCGGUUUUAACUGAUCAACUUACUCAGUCACUACGUGAUUUAUUAGCUAAGGAGAAUGAGCAGAUGCGGUGACGAAUAAUUAUUAAUAUCACGCACGAGAAGAAUGAAUAAAUAAUCUGCACUACUUUUCACUUCAAAUUUAAUUUUUAAUAUUACGCACGAGAAGAAUGAAUAAAUAAUUUGUUCUCUCUUCAAAUUAAGAAGCUAUUGUGCUUUCUGGACCCUGUGUGGAUUCCUAUCUACUUGCACGUGUGAGAUUGAAAUUUAAAUAAUAAUAAUCAUCUUAUGUUAUUUAAACUAUA